AUGUCAACAGUAAAUGAAUAUGAAGUCGACUUACAAUACAGGUUACCAAUUUUCAUAUCUGUCAACACUGCACAUUAUAGAUCAUGUAAGAUAUUUGUAGAUGACGAUGUCGAGGCAUUGUUUUUAAUGGAAACAGAACAAGCUACAGAGAAUCUUAUUCCUCCUCAAAUGGAACCAAAGAUGUUUGCAUACAUCUAUGAUAAUGGUGACAUGAUUCCUAACCCAGAAAAUGGUGUUUUGUUUAAGUCUGACACAUAUAUCAUGGUUCAGCUUCAUAGAGGUUUCACAUUUUCGCAAUUAAUAGAGAUAAUAUUGCAACGGGCGAAGAGAUAUCCAACCAAUCCACCUCCUGCCCUCCAUUUUAGAUUUCCAACACAAAUUUGUGGCAGACAUGUGACUUACACAACAACAAAUAUUGAAGAUGACAAUGACUUGGAUGGAGCCAUGGACAUCACAGAGGCCAACCCAACUUUGAGAUCCUUGGAAAUUUGCACAACUUACAACACAGGUAUUUCGUCUUCCCAGCCCAAUUAUUUUAAUCAUUCUCAUGAACAUCAACAACCCUUACAAACCCAAUCCACACAUCAGUCAUUUGACCUUAACGCCACAUAUAUAGGGGAAUGGGAAAAUAACAUACAAUCAUACACCCAACUCUAUCAGUCCAUCGACCUCACAACUUCUCUCAUCUCCUACAUAUGUUGA
This is a messenger RNA of Sphenostylis stenocarpa, 702 nucleotides long. The record is from the annotation of a GenBank genome assembly. NCBI's taxonomy places the organism in Eukaryota, Viridiplantae, Streptophyta, Magnoliopsida, Fabales, Fabaceae.